Messenger RNA from Gadus chalcogrammus (walleye pollock), 6421 nucleotides. It is a transcript of the gene lama2, whose product is annotated as laminin, alpha 2. The transcript has 49 exons. The record is from RefSeq and is a predicted model, not a curated record. Lineage: Eukaryota; Metazoa; Chordata; Actinopteri; Gadiformes; Gadidae. Gene Ontology annotation, biological process: regulation of cell adhesion; regulation of cell migration; cell adhesion. Gene Ontology annotation, molecular function: signaling receptor binding. The coding region runs from base 1 to 6399 and encodes 2132 amino acids.
AUGCCAAUGGCCGCUGUCUCCCCCGCCGCCUCCCCAGGCCUCUUCCCGGCGGUGCUGAACCUGGCCACCAUGGCCGACAUCCACGCCAACGCCACCUGCGGCUCCCAGGGGCCAGAGAUGUUCUGCAAGCUGGUGGAGCACGUCCCGGGACAGCCGGCCAGGAACCGGCCGCAAUGCCGCGUCUGCAACCAGAAGAGCAUCAAACCCUUAGAACAACACCCAAUAGAAUAUGCCAUUGAUGGGACCAAUCGUUGGUGGCAAAGCCCCUCCAUCAAGAACGGCAUGGAGUACCACCAUGUGACCGUCACCCUGGACCUGAAGCAGGUGUUCCAGAUUGCCUAUGUGAUUAUUAAGGCAGCCAACUCACCCCGUCCAGGUAACUGGGUCUUGGAGCGCUCGCUGGAUGGCGUGACCUAUGACCCGUGGCAGUACUACGCCAUCACGGACACCGAGUGCCUGACGCGCUUCAACCUCAACCCGCGCACCGGACCCCCGUACUACACCAGGGACGACGAGGUCAUCUGCACCUCCUUCUACUCCAAGAUCCAGCCGCUGGAGAACGGAGAGAUCCACACCUCUCUGAUCAACGGGCGGCCCAGCGCCGAGGACCCCUCCCCCACCCUGCUGAACUUCACCUCCGCCCGCUUCAUCAGACUGGUGUUCCAGCGGAUCAGAACGCUCAACGCUGACCUCAUGACCCUGGCGCUCAACGACCCCAGAGAUGUGGACCCCAUCGUGACGAGACGGUACUACUAUUCCAUUAAGGACAUCUCUGUAGGGGGCAUGUGUAUCUGCUAUGGCCAUGCAAAGGCCUGCCCUCUCAAUGAAAGAACAAAGAAAUUCAGCUGCGAGUGUGAACACAAUACCUGUGGCGAGAGCUGUGAUCGCUGUUGCCCCGGUUACCAACAACAACCCUGGAUGGCAGGGACCUUCCUCACCCGCCAUGUCUGUGAGAAGUGCAACUGCCACGGCCAGGCCGACGACUGCUACUUCAACCAGACGGUGGCCGACCUGACGCUCAGCCUGGACGCCACGGGCCAGCGCAGAGGGGGGGGAGUCUGCGUCGGCUGCCGCCACAACACCGCGGGCGUCAACUGUGAGAACUGCAGCGCGGGCUACUACCGGCCUCAAGGGGUGAGCCCUGAGGACCCGGAGCCCUGCCGCCCCUGCCUCUGUCACCCCGACGGCUCCACCAGCCAAUCAUGUGUCUCCGACGAUAGCCAGGCCACACCCACUAUGCCAGCAGGGUCGUGCCCGUGUAAGGAGGGUUUCGAAGGUCUACAAUGUGACAGGUGUGCCUAUGGCUACAAGGGCUUCCCAUCCUGUGAGCGUUGUGCCUGCAGUAUUGAGGGAAGCACCAACAAUGACCUGUGUAGAACUCCCUGUUACUGCAAGGAGAAUGUGGAAGGGGAGAACUGUGACCGCUGUAAACUGGGGUUUUACAACCUGCGCCGCGACAAUCGCCGGGGAUGUGAAAAGUGUUCCUGCAUGGGCGUGGCCAGCCAGUGCUCCGCCUCUCCCUUGGCCUAUCAGAAUGUAAGAUCCCACGUACAUGAGCCAACUCAGUGCCAUCGUUAUCGUAGCUUAAGAGGGCUGCAUAUCCUUCAUUCAGAUCAUACUUGCGAUGACGACUGCGCCGGUUUGCUGAUCAGCGACAUGGACAGCCUGUACGGCGUCAUCACCUCGGUCAACCUGACCACGCCACUCCCGCCCCCCUAUAAGAUCCUCUACCGCUUCGAGAACAUGACCGAGGAGCUCAAGCACAUGCUGUCCCCACAGAGGGCCCCAGAGAGGCUGCUCCAGCUGGCCGACUCUAACCUGGGCUCCGUGGUCACUGAGAUGGACCAGCUCCACAACAGGGCCACCAAGGUCUCUGCGGACGGGGAGCAGGUGGAGGACGACGCCGGCCGGAUCCAUAAAGGAGCCGAGGACCUGUUGAGGUUCAUCCAGGACACGCUGCUGGGGGCCACAGAGCUCCAGGCCAAGGCGGCGGAGCUGAACGCCACCUUAUCGCGGCGCGCCGGGUCACCGGAGAAGAGCCUGAAGGAGAUGAAGGCGGAGAUCCAGGCCAUGCUAGCCGAGCUCCGAGCCAGACAGCUGGCUGGGAAGAAGGGCAUGGCAGCGGAAGAGCUGGGUUUGGCCGAAGAGCUGUACCAGAAAGUCAAGAGGCUGUUUGGAGACCCCCACCAGGCCACCGAGGACCUCAAAGCAGAGGUGACAGGGAAGCUGUCGGACCACGGGGGGAAACUGGAGGAGGCCCAGGAGCUGUUGGACGCUGCCCAGAGCAAGAGCAGGGAGGCCGGGGUGCUGGCUGCUCAGAACCAGGCCAACCUCACAGCCCUGGAGAGGAAGCGGGCGGCGGUGAGCGGCGUCAGGCAGGAGGCGGAGGGGCUGCUGGGGGACGGCGAGCGGCUGCUCGGGGAGGCCAACCAGCUCUCGGACCGCAUCAACGGGGAGAUCGAGGAUCUAGAGGAGAUGGAGCGAGAGCUGGGCCCUCUCCAUGACCGCCUGGAGACCAAAGUGGCUCACCUGACGGACGGCCUGAGUGACGGAGACCUGGCCGACCACGUGGGCCUGGCCGAGGGACACGCCCAGCAGCUCAACGAAUCAGCGGCCAUCCUCGACGGUAUUCUGGCGGAGGCUAAGAACCUCUCCUUCAACGCCACGGCUGCGUUCAAGGCCUACAGCAACAUAAAGAACAGCGUGGACGAGGCCGAGAGAGAGGCCAAGGCGGCGAAACAGAGCGCCGCCGAGGCCCUGAUGCUGGCCUCUGGUCCUGACAUCCCAAUAAAGGAUGAAGCCAAAGACUCACUGCAGAAGAGCUACAGACUGUUGAAUCAAGCCAAGCAACUAGAGGACAACGUCAAAGAUAAUGCAGCAAGUGUGGCCAAUCUGAAGGGCAGGGUGAAAGCUGCCAGAGACAAAAACAAAGACCUGCUGAAGGCUGUCAACGAAACCAUGGCAACCCUUAACGCCAUACCCAGCGACACAGCAGCUAAGCUAGCAGCCUCCAAGGUCGUGGCAGCGGACGCAAACGCCACUGCCAUCGAUGUUCUGGAGCGCCUUGGGGAUUUGAACCUGCGACUCCGUGGUCUCCAGAAGAACUACAGCGAACUGGAGGACACCGUCAGAGCAGCAAAUCACAUGAUCCAGGACCCGGAGAAGAACAUCCAUGCUGCCGGGGCCAAAGUCAAGGAUCUGGAGGACGAGGCGGACAGGCUGUUGGAGAAGCUGCAGCCAAUCAAGAGGCUGCAAGACAAUCUCAGGCGCAACAUCUCUCAAAUAAAGGAGCUGAUCAACCAGGCCAGGAAGCAGGCCAACUCGAUCAAGGUGUCUGUGUCGUCGGGCGGUGACUGUCUCCGUAGUUACCGGCCCGACAUUCGGAAGGGGAGGUACAACACCAUCGUCCUCCACGUCAAGACCACCACGCCAGACAACCUCCUGUUCUACCUGGGCUCCGCCAAAUACGUGGAUUUCCUGGCCCUGGAGAUGCGCAAGGGCAAGGUGAGCUUCCUGUGGGACGUGGGCUCGGGCGUGGGGAGGGUGGAGUACCCCCACCUCUCCAUCAGCGACGGCAAAUGGCACCGGAUCGAGGCCUCUCGUAACGGUCUGAACGGCACCAUCUCGGUGUAUCCUCUGGAGGGCGCCCUGGCUGGCCUGCGGCCGAUGCCCGCCAGCGCCAACUCUCCCACGGCCUUCACCAUCCUGGACGUGGACCACAACGCCUACCUGUUCGUUGGGGGCAUCCUGGGAACCGUCAAGAAAGCGGAUGCGGUGAGGACCACCACCUUUACCGGCUGCAUGGGCGAGACGUUCCUGGACAGCAAGCCCAUCGGCCUGUGGAACUACAGGGACCGCCAGGGAGACUGCAAGGGCUGCACUGUCAGCCCCCAGGCAUCGGAGGGGGAGGGCACGGUGCAGCUGGACGGGGAAGGCUAUUCCGGGGUGGGGCGGCCCGUCAGGUGGAACCCCAACGUCUCCACGGUGACCUUCAAGUUCCGCACCUUCUCUUCAGAUGCCUUGCUCAUGUACCUGGCCACCGACGACAUGAAGGACUUCAUGACCCUGGAGUUGUCAGAGGGCAAGAUCAAGGUGACCUUUGACCUGGGCUCUGGGAUGGCCACUGCUACGUCCGCCAGUCGCCAUAACGACGGCCGCUGGAAGUCCCUCACCAUGACUCGCAACAAGAAGAAAGCCACGGUCUCCAUAGUGGACAUCGACAGCAGCAGAGAGGAGGAGAUGGCUGCUACAUCACCGGGCGCCGCAACCGGCCUCAACCUGAAAGAGAAACAGAAGAUCUACUUUGGAGGACUGCCCACUCAGGGAAACUACAGGUCCGAGGUGACGACACACCGCUACGCCGGUUGCCUGCGGGACAUUGAGAUCUCCAGGACGCCGUAUAAUCUGCUGGGCAGCCUGGAUUACACGGGAGUCACCAAGGGCUGCAGUGUUGAGAACAUCUACACGGUCAGUUUCUCUAAGCCCGGCUACAUGGAGCUGUCGGGACUCUCAUUGGCUGUGGCCACGGAGAUCAGCCUGUCGUUCAGCACUCAGACGGACACUGGGACCAUCUUCUUGGCAGUUAGUGGUGCCGAUCAGAUUGAUCAGAAGAGUGCAGGCCUGUUCAGUCCAAAGAGGAAGCGCAGGCAGUCGGGAGAGCCCUACCUGUCCGUCAUGCUGAACAAGGGCUCCCUGGAGGUGCUGGUGUUCACCGGGAGCCACAACACGCGCCGGGUGGUGCGCCGCGCCGACCAGGGCGUCCUGCACGACGGCCGGGAGCACGCCCUCCGCAUAGAGAGGCUGGCCGGCCGAUCCUUCGCUGUGCAGGUGGACGAGGAGCCCAAGAGGGAGGCGGCUCUUCCCAACGACCAGCCAAUCAGCUUGCGGCGCGUGUUCCUGGGCGGCAUUCCCGCCGCCGUGGAGCUGAGCUCCAACCGGGCCAAUGUUCCCUUCCAGGGCUGCAUCUGGAACCUCAUGGUCAACAAUGUGCUGUCCGACUUCUCCCAGCCCGCGUCCUUCGAGAACGCCCACAUCGGCCGCUGCCCCAGGCUGGCCCCGGCCCCGCCCCAGACGCCCCUCCUGCCCCUGACGCCCCUCCUGCCCCCAGAGGUGGAGGGGACCCCGGGGCCCCAGACGGCCCCCGCCACCCCGUCUCCGGGCCCCCCCGUUGUCGAGGCCCCACCCCCGGACACUGAACUUGCAGUCCCUCCCACCACCACCCCGGAGCCUGACACGGACUCGUGUGGGCCGGGCGCCGCCCCAGCCGCCCUGGAGAAGGCGUACCAGUUCGGACUCACCAAGAACAGCCACAUGACGUUCGCCUUCGAUGACACCAAAGUCCGAGAGAGGCUGAUCAUGGAGUUUGAGCUGAGGACCACAGAGGACUCUGGGCUGGUUCUGUACAUGGCCAGGAUCAACCACGCAGACUUUGUCACCAUACAGAUCAAGGAGGGCCAGGUGUGUCUGGGCUACGACCUGGGCCACGGCAACACCUCCGGGUGCAUCCCCUUCUCCGUCAACGACGGCAACUGGCACAAGAUCCGUCUGAACCGGAACAAGCAGAGAGCCGUCCUGAUGGUGGACGGACGCUACAGCAAACAGAUGAUCAGCCCCAAGAAGGCUGACCUCCUGGAUGUGGUGGGACUCCUGUAUGUGGGCGGGCUGCCGCAAAACUACACUAGCAAGAGGAUAGGACCGAUUCUCUACAGUAUCAACGGCUGUAUCCGGAACUUCAAAAUGGUGGGAGGACCCAUCAGUAGUGCUGCAGGUCGUCUUGGAGACUUCAACCUUGACAUGGCGUCGCCCAACUCCACACACAUGGUGGGAAGAUGCUUCGUAGCCACGGAGACGGGCACCUACUUUGACGGCACAGGCUACCUUAAAGCAGUGUCUACCUACCGGGUGGGUCUGGACGUGUCCGUGGCACUGGAGUUCAGGACCAGCCGGACCAACGGGGUCCUUCUGGCUAUCAGUAACCAGGGCAACGACGGGCUGGGCCUGGAGAUCAGCCAGGGCAAGGUCCUGUUCCACGUGGACAACGGCGCCGGGCGCAUCACGGCCGAGCACGCCCCCGGGGGGGCGGGGCUCUGUGACGGCCAGUGGCACGCGGUGGUGGCCCACAAGCUGCGGCACCGGCUGGAGCUGGAGGUGGACGGCUGGAAGAGCCAGGCCGAGAGCCCCCACACGCGCUCCAACACCUGCGACACCAACGACCCCGUCUACGUGGGGGGGUACCCCAGCGGCGUGCGGCAGGCCGCUCUCUCCACCUCCACCUCCUUCCGGGGCUGCAUGCGCAACCUCAGGAUCACCAAGGCGUCCCGGACCAUGGAGGUGCACUUCAACAAGGCGCUGGAGAUCAGGGGCGUCCAGCCACUGUCCUGCCCCGCCGUGGCGGCCUGAGCUCCCCCCCACCCCCCCUCUC